UUGAGUGCUGUGUUCUGCUCUGUUAAAUUUGCUCGCUGCUUCUGCUCUGUUUCUCCAUUCCCAAGCGAAUCUCCGAACAGCAGGAAAAAGGAAAAAAUAAAAAAUAAUGGAUAUCGAUCUCUCCCCGAAGCUGCCCAAGAAGGUGUACGGAGGGAAUGGCGGGUCGUAUCACGCCUGGGAUCCGAAGGAGCUCCCCAUGCUGAAGGCGGGGAACAUCGGAGCUGGCAAGCUCGCUCUUGAGAAGAACGGCUUUGCCCUCCCUCGCUACUCCGACUCCGCCAAGGUCGCCUACGUCCUCCAAGGAUGCGGAGUUGCUGGAAUUGUCCUCCCCGAGAAGGAGGAGAAGGUGAUUGCUAUCAAGAAGGGCGAUGCGAUGGCCCUCCCCUUCGGGACAGUGACCUGGUGGUACAACAAGGAGGACCCGGAUCUCGUGGUCCUCUUCCUCGGGGAAACCUCCAAGGCCCACAAGGCUGGGGAGUUCACUGACUUCUUCCUCGCAGGUGCCAACAGCGUCUUCUCAGGCUUCUCCACCGAGUUCCUCUGCAGGGCCUCGGAUCUCGGAGAGAACGAUGUCAAGGCCCUUGUAGGCAGCCAGACUGGCACUGGGAUAGUCAAGCUCGACCCAUCGCUCCAAAUGCCCGAGCCCAAGCCGGAGCACCGGGAAGGUAUGGCAUUGAACUGCAUCGAAGCUCCCCUGGAUGUGAAUGUACCCAAUGGUGGUCGUGUUGUGGUCUUGAACACGAAGAACCUGCCUCUUGUGGGAGAGGUCGGGCUAGGAGCUGAUCUCGUGAGGCUUGACGGGAGUGCGAUGUGCUCUCCUGGAUUUUCUUGUGACUCGGCUUUGCAGGUGACUUACGUGGUGAGGGGCAGCGGGAGGGCCCAGGUUGUCGGGGUCGAUGGGAAGAGGGUGUUGGAGAUUACCGUGAAGGCAGGGAACCUCUUCAUCGUGCCGAGGUUCUUCGUGGUUUCUAAGAUUGCUGAUCCUGAUGGCCUGGAGUGGUUCUCAAUAAUCAGCACUCCCAACCCAAUAUUCACCAACCUUGCAGGGAAGACAUCAGUGUGGAAGGCACUGUCCCCACAAGUGCUGCAGGCAGCCUUCAACAUCAAACCCGAGGCCGAGAAGCUCUUCCGCUCCAAGAGGACCUCCGAUGCCGUCUUCUUCCCUCCGCCAAACUGAACCAGAGAGGCAUUUCGAUCCUCCCAUCUAAUAAAUGCCCCCUUAGUCUUCUUUCCCUAGGCUUUCCUCUUUACUAGUGGCUUUUAGUCUUCUUUCCCUAGGCUUUUUCUCUUUGCUAUGUGACUUUUCUCUUUUGUUGCCAUUUUGAACAUGUUUGAAUUUAAAAAAUUGAUCCGAAUAAGGAAGGUUUUCGGCUUACAAGGUC
Molecule: messenger RNA, 1382 nt
Organism: Punica granatum (pomegranate)
Lineage: Eukaryota; Viridiplantae; Streptophyta; Magnoliopsida; Myrtales; Lythraceae
Source: RefSeq, a predicted model, not a curated record